AACCAGCAGGUGGUUUUGUCCCCUCAGCAGGGGGCAGCAGGUGGAUGAUGAAGACAUAAUUGAAGAUGUCGGCAGACUUCCUGACUCUGUGGUGGUCGAUCGUCGGAGCUCUGACAUCAUCGAACGACUGACAGAGAAAAAAAGCCAAAAACACAAAGAAGCUCUGAAACAGCUGGAGGCAGAACUCGCACACCUCACACAGGUGUGUGAGACUCAGGUGAGGACCGUCAGUGUGGAGUUGCUGUCCUCUCUGCAGGACGUGGACCUCAGAUUGAACACCCUGAAGGACAGAAUGGAACACCUGGAACCCGUCAGUGUGCGGGAGGUGUGUGUUCUCUGGCAGGAGGUGGAGGAGGAGGUGAAGCUGAAGAAGUUCAGAAUCGUGGAGCUGAACCACAAACUGACCGAAUCUGAGACUCAACGCACUGACAAAAUCAGAGUUGUGCUCAGGAAGAACCUCCACCUGCUGGGGAAGAUCAGCUUCCUACCUCCACCUGACGUCUGCAGGCUGAUCCACACUGAGGCCACGAUGUUGAAUCAGUCUCUUUUGGCGAACCGGCGCAGCGUGGCUCGUCUGCUGCUGCUCCUCCAGGAGGAGAACCUGCAGCAGGAGGCGCUCCUCCGUCUGCACUGGGAGGACUGCCUGAGCCGCUGGAGGAGGGGCAGAGUCACCCAGGUAAUAGACGGCUUCAGGAGUCUGUGUAGCAGUGAUGAGGAACAGCUGGUCUCAGGUCAGCUGGAGAUGAAACGAGAUCUGACAGAACAACGUGAAGACAUCGUCGAUAAGAUCUGGUCUAUGGUCCCGCCCUCCUGUUCCACUGCUCUGGUCUCUGAUUGGUUCAACCAGCUGACAGCUGUGAAUCAACUGAUCGACGGUCUUCAUGCUGACUUCCUCUAUCAGCUCCAUUGUUGUUAUGAACAGAAGUGGCAGGAUCGACUGGCUGAGGUGGAGCGCUGUGAGGAGGCGCUGUCUGCUCUGCAGCUGUCUGAUGAGGAAGUGAAGGACAUUGUCAGCUCUCAGCUCCUCACUCUGAUUGGACGAAGCCAGAGUCAGGACGAAGAGCGAUUGGCUGCCUUAGAUCUGUGCUGUGACUCCGCUGCCCGUCGUGCUCUCAGUUUCAGCAGGUGUGUGUUUGUUGUGAUGCGAGGAGCAGCGCUGCUAUGGGAGACACACAGCCGCAGGUUAGAGAGCAGAGAAGAAGAUGUACAACAACACCUGCACGAGCUGAGACGCUCACAGCAGCGACACACACAGAGGAAGAAAGUGCAUCUGGAUGACCUGCUCGGGAGACUUCGUCAGGAGAGCAGCGAGGACGCUCUGAAGACGUCUCUGGACAAAAGUGUCCAAUACCUGCAGGAUGUCACACACAGCUGCAGACAGUGUGUCUCUGAUCAGGGGGACGUGUUGGACCGUCUCCCCACUCUCUACCUGGAGGAGCUCCUCUCCUACAGUCGCAGCAUCAGCUCCUUCUUCCACCUCAGCCACACCUACAGACCGGUAACCACGGCAACCACACCUACAGACACACACACCCACGCCUGCUGGUAA
This is a messenger RNA of Cottoperca gobio, 1549 nucleotides long. RefSeq names its product coiled-coil domain-containing protein 180-like. The coding region runs from base 293 to 1549 and encodes 418 amino acids. The record is from RefSeq and is a predicted model, not a curated record. The transcript has 14 exons. Lineage: Eukaryota; Metazoa; Chordata; Actinopteri; Perciformes; Bovichtidae.